Molecule: messenger RNA, 1822 nt
Organism: Cannabis sativa
Lineage: Eukaryota; Viridiplantae; Streptophyta; Magnoliopsida; Rosales; Cannabaceae
Product: bifunctional protein FolD 1, mitochondrial
Exons: 5
Coding region: 285-1409 (374 amino acids)
Biological process (GO): tetrahydrofolate interconversion
Cellular component (GO): cytosol
Molecular function (GO): methylenetetrahydrofolate dehydrogenase (NADP+) activity; methenyltetrahydrofolate cyclohydrolase activity
Source: RefSeq, a predicted model, not a curated record
CUAUAAUUUACAAAACACAAGAGUCAAAACUAGUUAGCAUAGAGAAAAAGUUGGGUUACAUUUGGGUGGGUGGGUUGCAAUCGUACCGAAUAGUCGCGGGAUUUUGGGUGUUAAGCGUUGAAAUUAAUGAUAGUUUCAGGGCUUACUCUAAGCCUCCAUCCCCGUUUGUGGCUUUAUGCUCUUUCACUCACUUCUAUUUCUUUCAUCUUUAAUUGUGACUCUCAAACCAAACUCAAAAUGGUAUAAGACAAGUUGAAAAUUUUCGUGUGAAGAGUUGUGAAAACAUGAUGGUUGGGUAUUUCAUGCGGAGAAUGACAGUGUCAAUGUCAUGGCAGAACAAGGCACUUAGACAGAGAAGCUCAUUUACAACCAUGACCCAUAAUAGUAUCCUCAAGGACAGUAGCCAUGGCUGCCAAAUUCUUAUGUCCCCAACUCUUGUCUCCUUAGACUCCCCUGACAUUUGGGCUUCCAACAAUCAUCAUACCCAUUACCAAUUUUCAUCGAAUCGAAAUUUCUCCAAUGAGCAGACUGCUGCAGUAAUUAAUGGCCAGUUGAUGGCAGAUGAAAUCAGGUCAAAAAUAGCUUGUGAGGUGAGGAGAAUGGAGGAUUCCAUUGGAAAUGUUCCUGGCUUAGCUGUAAUUAUGGUUGGAGACAGAAGGGACUCGCAAACAUAUGUUCGCAACAAAAUUCUUGCUUGUGAAGAAGUAGGAAUGGUAUCAACCGUAACUGCACUCCCAAAUGAUUGCACAGAACAUGAAUUACUUAGUGCCGUGGCGAGUUUUAACGUUGAUCCAUCUGUUCAUGGGGUCCUUGUGCAGCUUCCUCUGCCUCAGCAUUUGGAUGUCAGAAAAAUUUCAGAUGUGCUGAGCCUAGAAAAAGAUGUAGAUGGUUUCCAUCCAAUCAACAUAGGAAAUAUUGCCAUGAGAGGGAGGGAGCCAUUAUUCAUUUCCUGUACUCCAAAAGGUUGCAUCGAGCUGUUAAUCAGGUCUGGCAUUGAAAUAAUGGGGAAGAAAGCUGUUGUGAUAGGAAGAAGUAACAUCGUUGGAUUGCCUGCAUCAUUGCUGUUGCAGAGGCACCAUGCCACAGUUAGUAUUGUCCAUGCAUUCACAGAAAACCCGGAACACAUCACGCGUGAAGCUGACAUUUUAAUCACCGCUGUGGGAAUGCCUAAGCUGGUGCGCGGAAAUUGGCUAAAGCCUGGUGCUGUUGUUAUAGAUGUGGGAACUAGUCCAAUAGAGGAUGCCAGCUGCGAGUUAGGCUACCGUCUAAUGGGAGAUGUUUGUUAUGAAGAAGCAGUGAGGGUGGCAUCCGCUGUCACCCCGGUUCCUGGAGGAAUCGGACCUAUGACCAUUGCCAUGCUCCUAUGUAACACCCUUGAUGCUGCAAAGCGUGCACAUAAUUUCAUUUGAGUUGGGAAAUUUGCCGAGCAGCAAUCUUACUUCUCACAUCUGCCUCAGUUUUGUUGCCAAAGUAAGCCGAAACAAAAUAAGAGCAUUUCUAAUAGAGUGUCAAACUUCUUUAAAGAAAAAAGAAUUGCGCAAAUUUAGGAUAUGUUUAAAGGUGUGUUAAAUUUAGCACUAAGUCUAUGACACUGCAUAAAUGUUGUUUUUUUUCUUGAUUACAAUUUUGUCACUAAUUAUUUGAUGAUAGUUUUAUUUUAAAAAAUAAAUAAAUUAAUGAUAGGUUUUUAUUCAUAUGUUUUAGUACAAUGUUGCCACUAGUUAGUUUUCUAAUUUGUGUUAUAAAUUUCUGGUGUAUAUUGGAGAAUAAUUAUAAUUAUAUUGCUAAAAAAAUAAAGUAAUUUGUAGUGUAAAUUUUUAAA